Messenger RNA from Metopolophium dirhodum (rose-grain aphid), 503 nucleotides. Its product is annotated as translation machinery-associated protein 7 homolog. The transcript is spliced from 2 exons. The record is from RefSeq and is a predicted model, not a curated record. Bases 175 to 369 code for a protein of 64 amino acids. Lineage: Eukaryota; Metazoa; Arthropoda; Insecta; Hemiptera; Aphididae.
CUGCAUUGGGUUGAAAUUCUUCUUCCUCUAUGCCCCAUGGUUGAAAUUACUUCAAACUUGAAACUAGAAACUAGCACAGUACGCAAUAUUUUAUUAUUUAUUAUUUAAUUACUAUUGUGUUCUUACAAUCAACCAUAUUUAGUUCAGUAACCAACUCUUGUUAACUAUCCCAAUAUGUCAGGACGUGAAGGAGGAAAAAAGAAGCCUUUAAAAAACCCUAAGAAAGAAUCUAAAGAAGUAGAUGAAGAUGACUUAAAAAUGAAACAAAAAUUGAAAGAACAACAAAAAGCAUUGAAUGAUCUUAAAACAAAAGCUGCACAAAAGGGACCAAUGGUCGGUGGCGGAAUUAAGAAAUCUGGCAAAAAAUAAUGUACGAACCAUGUAAUUAAGAAAAAAAUAUUAAAACAUCCUAUGUAAAUAACAAACCCUCCUGUAUGAUGAUUUCAAAUUAAAAUACAAUGUUGUGUUAUUUACUAUAAUAAUAAUUACAAUUUUAUUUUAUA